UCCGGUGCUUAGUAUUAAGCACCCAAACAUGCCACCAUUCGUUGCGCCACUGAAACUUUACCAGACAUCCUGGAAAGCAGGAGGAAAGUUGAAAGUAGACCAGACGUACAACUUUACAUGGAAGUUGCCCAUAUAUAUGGGCUUUGGAUAUUUAGUCAGGUUUCAUUUCUGUGUGCUUGAUGCCGGGAUGGCAGAUAAAGAGCAAUCCGAGUUCACUAUCCUCAUCAAUGAUCAGAUGGCAGAAACUCAAGCUGAUGUGAUCAAAUGGAGCGGUGGCACAGGUACUCCAGUGUACAGGGACUACGUGGUGAUAAUGAAAGGAGACAGAGAAGGCAGCAAGUGUGAUCUCUUGAUUUCCCUACAGUCACCUGAUGAGUUAGUCCUUGGACUCCUUAAUGGAGUAGAGGUGUUCAAGUUGAGCAACCUUAAGAACAGUCUUGCAACUCCAAAUCCUGCAAUUCCAAAAAGAGUUUCUGCUGCUUCAAGCCUAAAGAUUCAUAGCACGUUCUUAGCUUUCGGCCGAAGCAAUAAUGUUGUGACUGGUCUGACCAUCGUAAUCAUUUUAGUCGAUGUAAUAGUCUAUAGGUUCCGGCAAAUUUGGGAAGAGAAGUUCCAUCUUUAUAAGAGAAGAAAAGAUAUAGUAGCAGCCACAACUGAGCCAUCUUUUACUCGCUUCUCACUUGCAGAAAUCAUGUCAGCAACCCAAAACUUUAGUGAUGCACUAAUAAUUGGUAAGGGAGGCUUCGGUAAAGUUUAUAAAGGGUGCAUUCAAGGUAUUUCACAGUUGGUUGCCAUAAAAAGGUUUAAGUCUAGCUCCAAGCAAGGAGCUCAAGAGUUUUGGGCUGAAAUAGAAAUACUGUCCAAGCACCGGCACAUUCAUCUUGUCUCUUUGAUCGGCUAUUGCAAUGAGGCCCAAGAGAUGAUCCUUGUGUACGAGUACAUGGUUCAUGGCACACUUGCUGAUAAUCUCUAUAAAGUUGGCAACAAGGUGAAGGAUCGUGCACCUCUUGAUUGGGAGAAGAGGCUUAGAAUCUGCAUUGGUGCUGCUCGUGGACUGGAAUACCUUCACACUAGUAGUGAAGAGGGAAUCAUACACCGGGAUGUAAAGGAUUCAAACAUCCUGCUGGAUGAGAACUUUGUAGCCAAGAUUGCAGAUUUGGGACUAUCAAGACUUGAAAGCAUUCCCCUAUCAAAGAGCUAUAUUAGCACAAAUGUUAAAGGCACGCUUGGUUAUCUGGAUCCUGACUACUGUACGACUCACAGGGUAACAAGAAAAAGCGAUGUAUUCUCCUUUGGUAUUGUGCUGUUGGUAGUUUUGUCUGGGAGACGUGCCAUUAGCACUGGAACUCCAGAAGAACAUCGAAGUCUUCUGUCAUUUUUCCGAGAAUGUAUCGAAGGAGGUGAGCUUGAUAAGAUAAUUGAUCCUAGUCUACAGGGGAAAAUACCAUCAAACAGUCUUAAAGAAUUUGUUAAAUGUGUUGAGAACUGCUUGAAGUACAAUCCCAAAAAACGACCAUCAAUGACUCAAGUGGUGGCAAACCUGGAGUAUGCACUGGAGCAGCAGGAGAGCCCUAUUUUUUCUCCGAUGUUUUCUGUAUCAGGGGUUGAGACAGCAGGGGGCCAGCUUUUUGAGAAGGGAGCUACCGAGUCUUUUCAACUCAGUCAGCAUGAGGAACCUCCAAUACUGGAGGAGAGUGUCAUUUCUCGUCCAAAUGAGGUCACAACCAGCAAACCGCUUCAAAAAACUGCCUCAACAUCAAAUGGAAAAGACUUGCAGUCGAGUAAAAAAGACUCUGCUCUGAUACGAAGGCCAUCAAAAGGUUGGCUGUGGAAAGCAGGUUGGAACAUAGGUAAGCAAACGAAGAGAACGCAUUUCAUUUUACCCAAUGUCUCUGGUCCUCGGUUCUCGCUCAAGGAUAUCCAAGCAGCUAUGGACAUCUCUGUUGAUCAUCAUCAUUUUAUCAUAGAUGGGGAACUCAGGAAGGUAUACAUCGGACAUAUGAAACAGCACCCAGAACUCGCGUUCUCCAUAUACCAGCUUCCAAUCGGUAGACGUCACAAGGAGGUUUUAGACGUUUGCACUCAUGAGAUUGAGAGGCUAUCUCGACUGAGGCACCCAAACUUGCUGUCCUUGGUUGGGUACUGUCACGAUAAACUUCAGGAUCAGAUCCUCCUUAUCUACGAUCACAUUGGCUUUGCAACCCUCCAAAGCUAUCUGUAUGGCAGCAAAACAACUAAUCAUCUCCAGUGGAAGAACAGGCUCCAGAUUGGCAUUGGGGUGGCGCAGGGACUGGAUUACCUCCAUAAAGGAACCAGAAGCACAAUUGUCCAUCACGACGUAAGGUUGGAAAAUAUCCUAUUGAAUGAGGAUUUGUGUCCUAAGAUAUUGAAUUCCGGGUUGUCCAAACUAAGCCCUGUUGCUCAUCUUGAGAAGGCCCCCUCGAAGAGUGAACUACCGUGGCUGGAGUAUUUGUCUCCUGAAGUAAUAACCUCCGGAUUGCAAGCGUCGGAAAAAUCAGAUGUGUACUCAUUCGGUUUGGUGUUACUGGAGCUUCUGUGCUGUCAAAAAACAAAGGAUUUCCAUCUCUGUGUUGGAAACGAUGAAAGGUAUCUCAAACAUUGGGUCAAAAAUCACAUAAAAACAAAGACACUGGAUGAGAUUAUCGACCCGAGUGUGGAAUGGGAAAUUGCAUCAGCAUGCUUAGCUGAAUUCUUGAAGAUUGCUUUUAACUGCUUGCGUGUUCGGAAAGCAGAAAGGCCCUCGAUGAGUUAUGCCAUUGAAAAGCUAAAGUUUGCACUGCAACUACAGGAGAAAGCAGAAACAAGAUUCCAAGAUUACAAGGGACAAGGUCUUGAUAGUCGUUUCAACUUGGAGGAUAUUUACCAGGACACACCAUAUCUGGCGUAUGACUAGGAGUUUUCCAACAGCAUUCUUUCUUAGUCCACUUUCCCAAAGGGUGCUGUAGAAAUAAAUAAACAGACCAUUGAAUGUCAAGUCCUUUGGGUUUCAGUCCAGAUUUUCCUUUGUUAUAGAUAGAUGGCAGUUGUAGAGUGUUUUUUUUUUCUUUUUUGGAGCAGAGCCUAAUUUUGUGCUAUCGUGUUUGUUGAUGUGUAUGAUAUUUCUUGAUGCUUGUUUGUACCCCUCAAAGUUUUUUCU
Messenger RNA from Coffea eugenioides, 3157 nucleotides. RefSeq names its product receptor-like protein kinase ANXUR1. The record is from RefSeq and is a predicted model, not a curated record. Lineage: Eukaryota; Viridiplantae; Streptophyta; Magnoliopsida; Gentianales; Rubiaceae. Gene Ontology annotation, molecular function: transmembrane receptor protein tyrosine kinase activity; ATP binding. The transcript has a single exon. Gene Ontology annotation, biological process: protein autophosphorylation. Bases 29 to 2914 code for a protein of 961 amino acids. Gene Ontology annotation, cellular component: plasmodesma; plasma membrane.